AUGUCGAACCCAAGAAAUGGUGACACCAAGCCCCCAUGUUUGCCCCGCAAUGGACUGGUGAUUUUAUAGCAACUUAAAGGAGUUGCUCUAAUUCUUUUAGAAGUAUAAACGUCAAUUUGUUAUUUCCUGUGCCAGCCUUCCUCUGUGCCUGCCAUCCUCAGUCCGGCCUUAGCCCACCGCAGCGACCUGCCCAUCCCCAGCCUGGCCUCCCCGCUCUCCUUGGCCGCUCUGGCCAGCGUCUCCUCCCCUCCCAGUGCUUCCUUGGUGGGACUGAACACGAGCGAAGCCUCGGAGCAGCCCUCACCGGAGCGGCUGCCUGGCUCGCCCUUGGAAAGGCAGCUGGCAGUGGACGAGAAGAUCCUCAACCGCUUGUUCUGGUACUUUUCGGCAUGCGAGAAGUGCGUGCUGGCGCAGGUGUGCAAGGCGUGGCGGCGGGUGCUCUAUCAGCCCAAGUUCUGGGUGGGCUUGACGCCCGUCCUGCACACCAAAGAGCUCUACAACAUCCUGCCUGGUGGCGAGAAGGAGUUCAUCAGCCUGCAGGGCUUCGCCGUCCGUGGCUUCGAUGGCUUCUGCCUCGUGGGCGUCUCUGACCUGGACAUUUGUGAGUUCAUUGACAACUACCCCCUCUCCAAGAAGGGGGUCAAGUCCAUGAGCCUUAAGAGGUCGACCAUCACGGACGCAGGGUUGGAGGUGAUGCUGGAGCAGAUGCAGGGGGUGGUGCGGCUGGAGCUGUCGGGUUGCAAUGACUUCACGGAGGCCGGGCUGUGGUCCAGCCUCAACGCCCGCAUCACGGCACUGAGCGUCAGCGACUGCAUCAACGUGGCCGACGAUGCCAUCGCCGCCAUCUCACAGCUCCUGCCCAACCUCACUGAGCUCAACCUGCAAGCCUACCACGUGACGGACACGGCGCUUGCCUACUUCACCGCCAAGCAAGGCUACACCACCCACACCCUCCGCCUCAACUCCUGCUGGGAGAUCACCAACCACGGCGUGGUCAACAUGGUCCACAGCCUGCCCAACCUGAGUGUCCUCAGCCUCUCGGGCUGCUCCAAGGUGACAGAUGAUGGCGUGGAGCUGGUGGCUGAGAACCUGCGGAAGCUGCGCAGCCUCGACCUCUCCUGGUGCCCUCGCAUCACCGACAUGGCCCUGGAGUACAUUGCCUGCGACCUGCACAAGCUGGAGGAGCUGGUGCUCGACAGGUGCGUGCGGAUCACUGACACCGGCCUCAGCUACCUGUCCACCAUGUCGUCCCUGCGGAGCCUAUACCUGCGCUGGUGCUGCCAGGUGCAGGAUUUUGGCCUGAAGCAUCUCCUGAGCAUGGGCAGCCUUGCACCCUGUCUCCUUGCAGGCUGCCCCUUGCUGACCACCACGGGGCUGUCAGGGCUGGUGCAGCUGCAGGAGCUGGAGGAGCUGGAGCUCACCAACUGCCCCGGGGCCACCCCGGAGCUCUUCAAGUACUUCUCCCAGCACCUCCCGUGCUGCAUGGUGAUCGAGUAG
Opisthocomus hoazin is the source of this 1497-nucleotide messenger RNA. The record is from RefSeq and is a predicted model, not a curated record. Lineage: Eukaryota; Metazoa; Chordata; Aves; Opisthocomiformes; Opisthocomidae.